UUAAUAAAGGCACCUACAUGUAUGGCUUAACAACGCCCUUCUCACAAUACAGGUAUUUUCCUUGCUCACGUCUUCUCUUACCGCCUUAAUCUUUCAGUUUCCUCUCUGCACAUUUUGUAUAUAUCCGCGAUUCGAAAACCAUGUCUACAAACGUCGGAAUGUCCUCCUGCUGUCUGUCGGGCAAAGUGCACGAAGGCACGCCCACAGGAAGGAUCGAAGUAAUCAAUGAUCUCUCCACCUACAUUGCGGAGCCCCAAGACGGCUCGAAAGCCAAGACAAUCAUCAUUCUAGUCGACAUGUUCGGCUACGAAUUCAAAAACGUCCGUCUCCUAGCCGACAACUACGCCAAAGCCGGUUUCUACGUAUACAUCCCCGACGUUCAUCAAGGAAACAGCAUUCCGCUUUCCUUUCUGCAGAGCGUCGAGCCGCCCCUCCAAAUCCGGGAGCAGCAAUCGCUAUUGGAAAAAACCAAGGCCACGGGCGUGGUGGCCACCACGCUGCCGCCCUGGCUCGUCAGACAUCGCGAGGGAGUCACCAGACCGCUUAUUUCCUCCUUCAUCGCGCACAUUCGCGGGCUUCCUGGUACGGGAAAGGUGGGCGCGUUGGGAUUUUGCUGGGGAGGACGCUAUGCGAUAUUGGCUGCGCAUGGAGAGGUUGAUGCGGCGGUGGCGUGUCACCCGUCGUUGGUUUCUGUGCCGGCGGAUUUCGAGAGCGUGACGAAACCGUUGAGUUUGGCGGUGGGGGAUCAGGAUAGUUUGUUGGAUCGGGGGACGGUGGGGCAGAUACAGGAUUUGAUGGCGGGGAAGACGGAGUUGCCGCAUGAGUUGAGGAUUUACGAGGGGCAGAUUCAUGGGUUUGCGUUGAGGAGUGAUUGGGGUUCGGGGAAGGAUAAGAAGGCUAUGGAUGAUAGUGAGGAGCAGGGCAUAGAGUGGUUUAAUAAGUAUCUUGCGUAGCGCAAGCUGGACUUUAUGGUAUCUGAGGAAUCUACGGUACUUGGGGAUCUACGAUUGGAGUAUCGAGAGAUUGUUAAUGAGGAUUUAAUCUAUAUAUAUUACUUUAAUAAGAAACGAAGAUGUUUAUAAUAAGAGACAACUUUGAGUAAU
Botrytis deweyae is the source of this 1103-nucleotide messenger RNA. RefSeq lists its product as uncharacterized. Gene Ontology annotation, molecular function: hydrolase activity. The transcript is spliced from 2 exons. The record is from RefSeq and is a predicted model, not a curated record. Lineage: Eukaryota; Fungi; Ascomycota; Leotiomycetes; Helotiales; Sclerotiniaceae. The coding region runs from base 141 to 953 and encodes 270 amino acids.